Acanthamoeba castellanii str. Neff is the source of this 816-nucleotide messenger RNA. RefSeq lists its product as uncharacterized. NCBI's taxonomy places the organism in Eukaryota, Discosea, Longamoebia, Acanthamoebidae. The record is from RefSeq and is a predicted model, not a curated record. The coding region runs from base 1 to 816 and encodes 271 amino acids. The transcript has a single exon.
AUGGUGUGGCAGCGGCACGGAGGGGGCUUGGUGUCGGAGCAGCCGAUGGUGGUGCGCACGGAGGCGCUGAGCGGGGUGCAGCUGUUGGGCGGCGGCGCCGUCUUUGCGCACCGGCUGCAGGCGCCGGCGCACGCGCCGCCCUCGCGGCCCGGGUUGGGGCAGCUGGCCGAGGCCGAGGUGGCGGAGAUGCGGCGGCUGAGGGCCGAAGACCCCUCGCGCUGGACGCAGCGGCGGCUCGCCGAGCGAUUCGGGGUCAACGCGCUCCUGGUGGCUCGCCUGGCGCCGGCUCCGGCGGAGCGUUUCGCGCAGCUCGAGGAGGAGGAGCAGCUGCGGGAGCUUCGCCGCGUGUUUGGCGACCGGGGCGGAGCCAGCGCCCGGCCGGCGCACAAGUCCUACUCGGAGAGCGACCAGCAGCGGAUCAACCGGGCCAAGUUCCAGCAGCAGGUGGCCGAGCAGGGAGGCCUCAAGGCCACGCUCAAGCAACACAACGCCGUGCCCAAGCGCCGUCGCCAGGGCGUGCGGCCGCCCUUCAUGCAGGUGGCCGACCAGGAGGUCGUCGUCGACACGGCCGAGUUCCAGCCCGGCGUCGUGGGUCCCGAGGUGGACUUUGCCAAGGCCACCCGUCCCCUCACCGUCCGCUCCCCCACGCCCGACGAGGCCGCCGCCAUCCGCCGCCACCUCGCCGAGACCGCCGCCAAGGCCCCUCUCGACCCCGCCGCCGCCAAGGCCGCCGCCGACGAGUUCGAGCGCGACCUGCAGGCCGUCCGAAGCGAGGCCAAGGCACAGGGCAUCCAACGCAAGUACCGCCGCAAGUGA